AUGGCUAUUCCCGACGAUAUCCUUGCUGCAGAUGCAGCAGGGAGAAUCCCCAGCAGUGUCUCGCUUGAAUACCUGGCAGAGACCCGUGAUAAAUCUGCCAUUGUGGGAAUCAUUUUCAUGAUAUGUUUUACUGGCCUGUUGAUGAUUGUACGACUAUAUGCCCGAGCAUGCAUUGUGAAGAAGAUUGGUUUGGACGACGCAUUGGCUGUCGUGACAUUGGCCCUGUACAUCACCUUUGUCGUUCUCUCCAUCAUCCUGAUCAACUUAGGAAGUGGUCGCCACAUCGAAUAUAUCGAAUAUGUGUUAUCACCUGAUACAGUCCGCGACACCGAAGUUUUGGACUUCACCGCCCACAUUAUCUACACCACCGCUCUAUUUCUAUGUCGUCUCUCCGGUCUAGCCUUUUACUACCGGCUGACAGCCCGCUCAACGAAACUCCACCUAAGCAUUAUCAUCGCCGCACCGCUCCUCCUCGCCGCUUACCUGCCCCAACUCUUCCUCCUGAUCUUCCACUGCAGAGAGGUAACAGGAUUGUGGCCCUAUGAGUGGCAAGUCGAGCCAAAGACUUACAAUUGUCUCUCAUGGGGACUGGUGUACUCGGUGAACUCAGGACUAUCUCUCGCCUGCGAUCUGCUGAUGUUCGCGAUCCCCGCGGCGCUCAUCAAGGGACUACACGUCUCUUUCGAAAAGAAGAUCAAGCUAUCGAUUGUUAUGUUCCCUGGUAUCUUCGUAAUCGUGAUCUCCGCAGUCCGCGUCUGGCUCGUAGCAGUAGGCCAAUGGAAUUCCGACGGCAGUUGGGCCUACAAUCCGAUGAUGUGCGUUGAGAACGCUGAGAUCGCCGGAACUCUGGUCGCGCUCUCCGUUCCAGCGCUGAAACCCGUCUUUGGAAACCUGUUCGCACACUUGACCGAGUAUACUUCCAGCCACACGCGUUCGCGUUCGACAAAGCUGCACAGCCUCGGCCAUACCAAGACCAUAGGCAGUGCUGCGGUCUCAAGCAAUCGGGAUAGCAAGCGUCUCAUUAAUUGGUCUAAGCUCGGCAAAGAUGAUUAUGAGAUGAUGCCUUCUGAGGUCUCGGUUUCGAGGGAUAUUAGAGGUGCCUCGAGCGGGAGUGAUCGUAGUGGUGGGAAGGCGGAGAAGAAUGGUUCGAAGAGUCCCGGGAUUCGGGUUACGAAUGAGGUUAAUAUCAGUCGUGGGGAGGAGAGGAUUAUUGUUGAGAAGCCGGGGUCUAGAGAGAGUUAG
Molecule: messenger RNA, 1242 nt
Organism: Penicillium vulpinum
Lineage: Eukaryota; Fungi; Ascomycota; Eurotiomycetes; Eurotiales; Aspergillaceae
Exons: 3
Coding region: 1-1242 (413 amino acids)
Source: RefSeq, a predicted model, not a curated record